GUCUGUCCCGAACCUCAGGUCCGAUGUCAGUCCCCCCGGGUUUUCACCACCUCAGUCUUCCUGGCGGGCGCGGGAGAUCGUGCUCGCGGUUAUCUCCCGCCUCCUCCAGGCCCGCGCCCUGAAGGGCCCCCUUCCGACCCCUCAGGAUUUCCAGGGUCUCCCCUCAACCCACUCCCGCCAAUUGGAGGGACCCCCCUCAUCGGACUGGGCCCUGUUGGGAUGUCCAAACAAAAACGUUCAAUUUCUCCUUUUUCCCCUAUUACCCAGUGACUCAAGUCUCAAGGCCUGGAGUCAAAAGGAGAGAGGGGGAAAAGAAUGCACUUUUUAAUACAAAACCAUGGAUUUAUCCAAACGUAGUCGAUUUUGAAGAACUUGGGAAGAAGAUUUGAGAAUUGAAGAAUUCUUUUUUUGUUUUGGGGUUUUUUUUUCCUGUGCUCCUGAAAAGCUAGUCUUUUAUUCCAACUCCUGGAUGGAAGGCACUCAAAUAAACGCUUACUUUUAUCCCCUUUGUUGCUAUCUCUAAAAGAGAUUCAGAUGCAUUCAUUUUACCUCAGAAAUUACCCAAAAUUUUGAAAAUUAGCAACUUGAUAUUGUGAUAUUUGGUAAUCACUGAAAGACGCCCCUUAUUUUAAGGAAAGGAAUUUAGAAAACUCAAAAAACAAUUUUAACAGGUUAAGUCUAUUUGUAGAAGACCCUGGAUCUUAAAUCUCCCUGUGAAGUUCUAGAGAUUGGUGGCUUUAAGAACGGAUAUUUUUUGAUUGCUUAAUUCCAGUUGUCUUUACUACCUUGCUCCUCAAGACCUUCAAGAGAAUAUUUACUGUCCCUCUGGACUUUUUUUUCCCUGUUUACAAGUUUGAGGAAAUGAAAUGAAAAAAUGUAUUAUAUUCAAAUGCUUCUGAAAGUAGUCUUUUCUAAGAUUUUCUCUUAGGGAUUAUGGCUGAUUUGCAGUUUAUGGCGGCAAGCCUUGGGGCUCUCUGAAAUUCUUAAGGAAUAGCCAUGGCUCUCACGUUGGGCACAUGCUGGUUAUCUUGCAGGUUGUAAAGAAGAAAGUUCUACUCUCUCUGUUAAGAUGAAGUGUGAUUUUAAUUAUAACCGUGUUCAUUCUGAAGUUAAACCUGUAAAACCUGAUGACAGUCGAAGACAAGGUUCCUGCACUCCUGCAUAUUUGGAAGAUUCUUACAAAGGCCGCACUAAAGACUAUGAAAGGUUAUCAGAUAUUGGGUCACCAAUUGUGAGCCCCAGGAUUGUAGAACUUGAAACUGAAAACAAGCCCUUGCAUAAUAAGGAAAAUCAGCAUGUGCAACAGACACUUAAUAGUUCAAAUGACGCAGAAGAACUAGAGACCGGUGGCCCUUAUGAAGACAGUGGCUACUCUUCAUUUUCACAACAAAGUGGCCUCAGUGAACAUGAAGACAGUAGCCUUCCCCUGGUGGAAAAUUUCAGUGACAGUCCGCAGUCUUGCCUGCCACAGACGCAAAGCCCAGACCACUAUCCCAACAAAAACUUGCUGCCCGCUCUUCAUUUUGCAAAAGUGGUUUGUUCAACAUUAAAAAAAAAUUCUAAGCGAAAUCCUAAAAUAGACCGGGAGAAGCUGAAAGAAUUUAUAUCCAGUGGAAAUUUCAGAUUACAGAAUAUAAUUGGCAGGAAAAUGGGCCUAGAAUGUGUAGAUAUUCUCAGUGAACUCUUUCGAAGGGGACUCAGACAUCUCUUAGCAAAUAUUUUAACACAGCUCAGUGAUAUGGACUUAAUCAAUGUGUCUAAGGUGAGCACAACUUGGAAGAAGAUUCUAGAAGAUGAUAAGGGGGCAUUGCAAUUGUACAAUAAAGCAAUACAAAGAAUUACUGAAAAGAACAUUAAGUUUUCACCACAUGCUUCAACCAGAGAAUAUGUUUUAUUCAGAACUGCAUUAGCGUCUGUGCAAAAAUCAGCAACCCAGACUCUCCCCAAAAAAGAUGCUCGAACCAAGUUACCUGAUCCAGGUGAUCAGAAAGGUUCUACUUAUAGUCGACACAGUGAAUUCUCUGAGGUUGCCAAGACUUUGAAAAAGAACGAAAGCCUCAAAGCCUGUGUUCGCUGUAAUUCACCUGCAAAAUAUGAUUGCUAUUUACAACGGGCAACCUGUAAACGGGAAGGCUGUGGAUUUGAUUAUUGUACAAGGUGCCUAUGUAAUUAUCACACCACCAAAGACUGUUCAAAUGGCAAGCCCCUAAAAGCCAGUUAUAAAAUGGGUCCUCUACCUGGCACUAAGAAAAGCAAGAAGAAUUUACGAAGAUUGUGAUCUCUUAUGAAAUCAAUUGUAACUGAUCAUGAAGGUUAGUUAGAAAAAUGUUAGAUUUUAA
Molecule: messenger RNA, 2339 nt
Organism: Camelus dromedarius (Arabian camel)
Lineage: Eukaryota; Metazoa; Chordata; Mammalia; Artiodactyla; Camelidae
Gene: FBXO5
Product: F-box protein 5
Exons: 5
Coding region: 1070-2278 (402 amino acids)
Biological process (GO): regulation of mitotic nuclear division; negative regulation of meiotic nuclear division
Cellular component (GO): nucleus
Molecular function (GO): protein binding
Source: RefSeq, a predicted model, not a curated record